GGAAGAUUGUUCAGAGGGAAUUCGUACAUUCACCCUUCAAACGGCGUUCGGGAAGAACGGUCAUCCUGAUGAUGACGCCCAGGGUGUCAGAUUGGCUUGGAAAAAGUUCUGAGGUUUCGGCAAUCAAGCUACCAUGCUUCCGUUUUACACGGCAAUAACAUCAGAUUUAGAACCGUCUGUUCUCUUGCGGAGCUUCUUCGAUGACUGGGAGAGAUUGGUGCCGCCAGCCAAGUGUUUAGAUGUGCAGCAGGAGCAUCGUAUUUCGAUGCCGAUAGCAUAUGUUGGCGAUGACGAGGACCGCACUCGAACUUCAGAAUUGUUGGUUGAUGUUGCUACGGAGGGUGCUACUGGAGGGCUUGACCCUAACUACGUUCCUGAGCAGCAAGACCCCUCAGGUGCUUAUGAAGAAUCCGAGCCGGAAGGUGAAGCUGUCGAAAGCAGACAUGCGGAGGGGGCGGUCACCGAGGUGGCUGGGCUCCAUGAGGACGACAAGGAAAAGGUUGUCGAUCUGGACGUCGGGUACUUUCUGGAAUGGAAAGAGGGUAUAAAGAAAGAUGUCACUCUUUCUAUCAACCCGGAGAGGGUAUUGGAGUUGCCGGCGUGGGAAAGGCCGUACAAUCAUUGUUCGAUCAACCCAACGCACACGACAUAUAUAUUGCGGUCUAUGAUGGAUGCCUUCAAGAAGAAAGGAAAGACGUACGAGAAGCCAAUUUUGAAAUUGGCGCCAAUCGCAGGGCUUCCUAGCCCCGGACAGAAGGCUGUUCGUGUGACCCCGGACAAAUUCAAUGURRWGAACCCGAACGAACAMUGGUACUACRCUGUCAGCGGGCAACACAAUGCCAAGGUUGUACUGGAGUUGAGAAACCACGAGAUUUGGGAGAAACAUACCUUCUACGACUGGCCCUUCAAGCCUUUGUACUUCGCCGACGAGGACUUUGACGGUUAUACACAGAUAAGCGUGAACGAGAAUAGGAAGGACAAGUUAGCCCCUCCUCGGGCUCAGCGGUUGUCAAUGAUAGACAUUCGUCAGGAGUGGAAUAACUUGAAGCGUCCUCAUGCUGUCACCGGCAAUAUAAAGUUCAAGAAGGAUUUGGUCAGUAAAUAUGAAGAGUUUCAGAAAGCCGCCUUAAGGAAAACGCCUUACUUCAACCUUUGGGGGUUGGCUGAUGAGAAAUCGAAGAAAAAAGAAUGGACGGAGAGACUGAGGUACUACUUACCUCUGGUGAUGACGGACGAUGAAACGUGGAUGCUUGGCAUGAAAUUCUACGACGAGUGGGAAAAGGGCCAUCUGCUCGCCCCUGAUGGCGCUGUGUGGACGAAGAGGCCUCCAACAACGGACCCGAAAGUCACCCGUGAGGGUCAGUCAUUUGCGAAGGACAACAGUGGCCAUAAGAGAGUUGUGUAUAAUGUGCGUGUGAAUGAUCCGGAGAUGCGGAAAGGCAAGAAGAAAAGGAAACUGGAGGACCGCGACUUUUUCGUCCAGGUGAAUGAACCCGACGUGCAUUGUUGGAAAGACUUGGGGGAUUUUACAUACGCGGAGAAACGUCGGAUUCUGCGAGGGUUGCUGGACCUGGAUAUUGUCUGGGUGCAACAAGGAAGCAAGAAGCUGAUUGAGCAGGGAAGGGUUGGGAUGAAAGAUGCUUGUGAAAUGGUCAAGCAAGAUCGGAUGUUGCUCCGACUGUGGCAUAUUGUGCAAUUCCAGCACGAGGGCCGCGACAACGAUGAUUGGAAUGCCUCCUUUUUUCCGGACGAAGAGCAAUUGAUGGCAGAGUACGCCUCCAAGGGACUGGACGAGAAAUUGUGGGCGGGCUGCAGGAAAUGGGUCACAGAUCACUCGUACCUCAAGGGGUGCCCCCAGUAUCUCGGCUGUCCAUGUGAUAAGGACGUGGCAGCAACGAUGAAGUUGGUUAAUCACGAGAAGUUUGCUACUGAAUGGAAGCGGGUUGUGUUGUUCAUGCUCAAAGGCGAACGUGGCAAGACAAAAGAGGGGCCGCAAACACUGGGAGAAUGCACCACCAUCAAAUGGAAGGAAACCAAGCAAGUGACAACCCUCGCACCAUUUGCUUACGACGCCUUCACGACUUUUCUAAGAAAAGAUGAGAUGAGGAAAGUUGUGACGCAGCUGCGAUGCCACACUUGCAUCAUUGACUUCUGCGAUCCCGUCGACCGAGCACRUUKGAAUGACGAGGCUUUCCGAUCAUUGGCGGCAUUCCUUGAAGCURUKUKUCCWGAUUUCWGGACUUUAAUUGCUUUUGUUCCCAGGCAGUGGGACCUUUCCKUCAUGGGUCUUCUCCACAUUCUUCCUGUCACGAAUGGUUGUGCAGGAAAAUGGGUUCGGAGGAGUCAAGUUAAGAAGCACUACCAAAUCGGGAACAGUGUGUGGGCCGACGAGUACAGGAUGUAUGUUUUUUUCCACGGGGAAGAUCUGAAGCUUAACACCCCGCCGACAUAUGAGGGACGAUUGCCGGACGAUGACACUGCAGCUCUUGGGAAAAGGCAAAAGGUGACACCCUCGGACAUUGCCGAAACACAGUUCACGACCAUGACGUAUGCAUCGGCAGGUGUGCACCACCUGAAGGGGUUCGUCUAUAAGGAAAUGGAGGGCAACCCGGGUAUGUUAUCGGGUCACAUAGAGUUCUUCUGCCCAGUCGAGAAUGCAGUUAUGUUCAUCGGCAAAGCACACGCCCAGGUUGUGUGGCAUCUCCUCAAGAGUGAGCGCCAUGUUGUGGCCAUCGAGGGAGACACAGAGCUCCUCAACUUCUCGAUGACAUUUGUUGCACACGAGGUGCAGAAAGAGGUCGACCAUGAUCCACACAGGAACAUGUGGUUCAAGCUGUCAGCUGAGAAAAGGGCGAAUGUAUACAAGUUUCUGUUCCUCGACACAAAACCGAAACUAAGAUUCGAGGACGACUACAAGUGUCGCCGAGAUGUCGUGAUUGGUGCAUUGGAUGGCUUUCAUGGUGCUUCUAGGGAGGCUGCGGCCAACUUCGUGGAGAAACUUGAGGAAUGCUAUUUCGACAAUGGCAAGGUAAACUGCCGUCAACCAGACGACCUUGUCGUCAGAAUGUUCGGAGAGCAGACAUUCGAGAUUCUUCAGGAGCACAACAUGUUGGAGCUCUGUCGUGACUUUUAUUACCUCGAAACAAGUCCAAGUUAUGAAAGCAAAAUUGACUGGCAUAUUCCACCGCCUGCCCCAACACGAGGAGAGGGAGCUGGACGGGGCGGCCGUGGAGGAGAUGACGAAGGAGGGGACGGAGGAGGUGAGGAUAGAACCCACGGCGGCGGUUACGGGGGACCCGAGGCGCCGGUUACGGGUGACAACUUAGGGGGCGGCGCACGGCGCGGAAAUGUUACGAGCCCGGAAGGGGUCACGAUCGCAAGCGGAAAGGGUGCUAUGGCUUCGGUAGAAGGUGCGAGCUCACAAACUGGGCAGGGAUCACCACAGGUUGAAUCUCCACUGCCGACCCAUGCGCUGCAAGCUGCUCAACUCGUUGGGCAAGUACAUGGCUCAUUUCCCGCCAGCGGAUGUAUCCGCGGCACAGUCACGAUGGAUGGCGGAAUAGGUGUCAUGGAUUCAAUAGAAGGUGCGAGCUCACAAACUGGGCAGGGAUCACCGCAGGUUGAAUCUCCAUUGCCGACAAUGUAUCCGCUCGGUGCUGAAGUCGUUGGGCAAGGAAAUCGCUCAUUUCCCGGCAGCGGAUGUAUCCGCUAUACAGUUUCUGCCGGAUCGAAUUUCAUGGCAGAUGCGGAGUCGGUCGACGUGGCUUCCACCAAGGAUCCAGAACGCGACACUCGGAAGUGCGAAGUUGUUACGGAUGCCACUUUCCUUCGCGGAGAGAAUGUGGUGGAGAAAACUGUAGGCGGGUCGUACUCCCCCAGAAGGAUAGAUUCUCUUGCGAGUCCUUGUGCAACUGGGUCUGAGGUGGAUAAGGGGCGGGUUGGCCUUUUUUCUGCCGGUCCCGGAUGUAUCUGCCAUCCAAGCGGGCGCGUCGGUGUGGAGCAGAAUGAGGACUUAGCUGUCGGAAGCAUUUCGGCCGGUGGCGGAUAUAUCCGCUCCUCGACGCAUCAACUCAGCAGCACCGACGACACCCUUGCCCUGGGUAGGGAAGACCAGGAGACUGCACCCUUUGACACACAUUACGGUGGUUCCGAGGGCGGGCAUGUCCCUCUGACAAAUGCACCGGAGGAACAUGCACGCGGGUCAUACAAGGGGCGCGGGCUGCGUGAUGGCGGUUCUUUAGCCGGCGCCGGAUGUAUCCGUCGUCCAGGGCUUCGUGUCAGUGCAGAGCAGAAGGAGGAGUUAGUUGUCAGACCCGUUUCCACCAGCGGCGAAUCUAUCGGCUCCUCGGCGCAGCAGCCACGUAGCACGGAUAACACCCUUGCCAUGGGUGUGGAAGACCAGGUGACUCCACCACCUGAUACACGUUGUGGCGGUUCCCAGGGCGGGUAUGUCUCGCAAUUAUGUUCAGGGUUUCCUGACAUACGGCCCUCCAAAAUCCAUAUGGCCACAGUCAUGUCGGGCGACUGCAAUGCGGACGAGGAUGUCACCAUGCUCGAAGUGGAAGACCUGUCUGUCCGUCGUCCGAUCGAAGAUGAUCUUGUCAAGACACUCUUCCACGAUUCCCCCGUUGGCAUCUCUCCCUCUUCACAAUUAUUUACUCCUCAAGAUGAGAGUUCUUGCCAUCCGUGGGAGUGGUGGGACAGCUGGUCGUCCUGUAGAGUUGUGCCUUGAUGCUCCGGAAAAAGCCGUUUGCCUCAUCGACGCGGACAUUAAGGACUUGUCCCGACUUCCAUCCUAGUUAGAUCG
Chara braunii is the source of this 4807-nucleotide messenger RNA. NCBI's taxonomy places the organism in Eukaryota, Viridiplantae, Streptophyta, Charophyceae, Charales, Characeae. The record is from the annotation of a GenBank genome assembly.